Molecule: messenger RNA, 1685 nt
Organism: Patiria miniata (bat star)
Lineage: Eukaryota; Metazoa; Echinodermata; Asteroidea; Valvatida; Asterinidae
Product: eukaryotic translation initiation factor 2 subunit 3, Y-linked
Exons: 12
Coding region: 1-1401 (466 amino acids)
Biological process (GO): formation of translation preinitiation complex; positive regulation of translational fidelity
Cellular component (GO): eukaryotic translation initiation factor 2 complex; cytosol
Molecular function (GO): GTPase activity; tRNA binding; translation initiation factor activity
Source: RefSeq, a predicted model, not a curated record
AUGGCGGCCGAACCCAUGCUGAAUCAACAUCUGGCGAAACAAGAUUUAGAAAAUCUCGAUGCAUCCAAAUUGAACCCAUUGUCACCGGAGGUGAUAAGUCGACAAGCAACAAUAAAUAUAGGAACCAUUGGCCAUGUAGCCCACGGUAAGUCCACUGUGGUCAAGGCCAUCUCCGGGGUCCAGACUGUCCGCUUCAAGAAUGAGCUGAUCAGAAAUAUCACCAUCAAACUGGGAUACGCCAACGCAAAGAUCUACAAGUGUGACAAUCACGCGUGCCCUCGUCCCGGCUGCUACCGAUCAGCCGGCAGUAACAAGGAAGACGUCUUCCCCUGCGACAGAACGGGCUGCAGUGGCAAAUUCAGACUCUUAAGGCACGUUUCCUUCGUGGACUGCCCAGGUCACGACAUUCUUAUGGCCACCAUGUUGAACGGUGCCGCUGUGAUGGACGCUGCCUUACUACUCAUUGCCGGUAAUGAGUCCUGCCCCCAGCCCCAGACCUCAGAGCACUUGGCCGCCAUCGAGAUCAUGAAGCUGAAGCACAUCCUGAUCCUGCAGAAUAAGAUUGACCUGGUGAAGGAGGCACAGGCUAGGGAGCAGUAUGAUCAGAUCCUCCGAUUCGUCCAAGGGACCGUUGCGGAGGGAGCGCCAGUUGUCCCCAUCUCGGCUCAGCUCAAGUACAACAUUGAAGUCAUCUGUGAAUACAUCACCAAGAAAAUCCCCAUCCCUGUCAGGGACUUCACCUCAGAACCAAGACUUAUCGUGAUUCGAUCCUUUGACGUCAACAAACCAGGAAGUGAAGUCAAAGACCUAAAAGGAGGCGUGGCUGGAGGCAGCAUAUUAAGGGGGGUGCUGCGGGUGGGCCAAGAGAUUGAGGUCCGUCCCGGCAUCGUGUCCAAAGACAGCGAGGGCAAGCUGCAGUGCAGACCCAUCUUCUCCAAGAUUAUCUCGCUCUUUGCUGAGAAGAAUGACCUCCAGUAUGCCGUCCCCGGCGGGCUCAUUGGUGUGGGUACCAAGAUUGACCCGACCCUCUGCCGAGCCGAUCGUCUCGUGGGCCAGGUCUUGGGAGCUGUCGGAGCUCUACCGGACAUCUAUACAGAGCUGGAAAUCUCCUACUUCCUCCUGAGACGUCUGCUGGGAGUACGGACCGAGGGAGACAAGAAAGGUGCUAAGGUGCAAAAGCUGAGCAAAGGGGAGGCCCUCAUGGUCAACAUUGGCUCUCUGUCCACUGGUAGCCGUGUCCUAGCGGUCAGGGCCGAUUUGGCUAAGAUCGUACUGACCAAUCCCGUCUGCACGGAGAUCGGUGAGAAGAUUGCACUCAGCAGACGUGUCGAGAAACACUGGAGAUUGAUUGGCUGGGGACAAAUCCGUAAGGGGAUCACAAUCAAGCCGACGGAAUCAUGAGAUGCUGCCACGUAGGUCCACACUUAAUCCUCAUUGCCCCCUAGAUUGCUCAUACAUCGUCGCCAUCUUGGUCUUGCACCCAGAAGUGUACUAUUAAAAUAGACUGACAAAUUCGUCAUCAUGUCAAAUGCACCAGCCUAUGUCUGGAAUUGCAUCUGAAGUACAGCGAUGGCUACAACGUUUAAAGAAUUAUUGAUUAAAGGGAAAAUACAACAUUUGCAAACAUUGAAGAAUAAAACUACCACGUUUUUACGAAAUACCUUACUAGAAUGUUGGUAAAUGAC